Messenger RNA from Cuscuta europaea, 1627 nucleotides. NCBI's taxonomy places the organism in Eukaryota, Viridiplantae, Streptophyta, Magnoliopsida, Solanales, Convolvulaceae. The record is from the annotation of a GenBank genome assembly.
AAAAAUGGGACCAUAACGGUUCAUUAGUGCAUAAGAGAACCAGUCUCGCCUUCCCUCCAUGGAACACCCAUUGCUGCCAACCCCGACCGCCAAGUUCGGGAGCAAUGAACAACGUCUGCGCUCCCUCCAUUUUUCCUCAUAGACAAAACGUCAAUCAUUAGGUCCAAUGAGUUCCGCGACAAUGGCAUGCGCUGCCACUCGGUCACUCCGCCCUUCUCUCCCCCCGCCCUCUUCUUCAUCUUCUAGCUUCUUCCCCGGCGGGACUUCUCUUUGGUCCCACAAAAGUACCUUGAUUUCCCUCUCUCUCUCUUCUUAUUCCACUUUGUCUCAGUUUGGAGAGAAAAAUUCGGCGAGGCGCUUUGGGAGAUUGAUUGUGGCUGCAGGACCUGAUUUUUACUCCACUCUCGGGGUCUCCAAAUCUGCUAGUAGCAAAGAAAUUAAGGCAGCAUAUCGGAAGUUAGCUCGAGAGUACCAUCCAGAUGUCAACAGGGUGCCUGAAGCUUCUGAAAAAUUUAAGGCGAUUAAAUAUGCUUAUGAGAUACUAUCAGAUGACAAAAGGAGAGCUUUAUAUGAUCAAUAUGGCGAAGCUGGGAUUAGAGGUACUGUAGGGGCUCAAGCUGGAGCUUACACGGCAAACCCUCUUGAUAUUUUUGAGACGUUUUUUGGGGCUGGUCUUGGCAAUUUCGGAAUGGAUGCAUCUGGCUUUGGGACUGGGGCAACAGGUCCCCGAAGAACGAGUUCCAAGGGUGAUGAUUUACGUUAUGAUAUAACCUUAGAGUUUAUAGAAGCUAUAUUUGGAGCUGAAAAAGAAUUUGUCCUCUCACAUCUUGAAUCGUGUGGCGUUUGUGAUGGUACUGGAGCCAAAGUGGGCACCAAAAUGAGGAUUUGCUCAACGUGUGGUGGCAGAGGUCAAGUUAUGAGAACCGAGCAAACACCUUUUGGCAUGUAUUCCCAGGUUUCUGUAUGUCCAAAUUGUGGAGGCAAUGGUGAAGUGAUUUCUGAGUUUUGUAGUAUAUGCUUAGGGAAGGGGUGGAGACGAGUGAAGAAAGAUAUCAAAGUCAAAAUACCACCUGGAGUGAGCAAGGGCAGUAUCCUCAGAGUUGCUGGUGAGGGGGAUGCAGGUCCACAGGGGGGACCUCCGGGAGACCUCUUUGUUUAUCUUGAGAUUGAAGAGAUACCAGAGAUUCAAAGAGAUGGCAUAAAUCUAAUUUCAGUCAUUUCAGUUAGUUAUCUUGAUGCAAUACUGGGAGCUCUUGUCAAGAUUAAAACAGUUGAAGGGACAACUGACCUCCGGAUUCCUCCUGGUACUCAACCUGGUGAUGUGCUUGUCUUGGCAAGCAAAGGUGCCCCUAAGCUAAAUAAACCCUUAAUACGUGGCGACCAUUUGUUUACUGUAAAAGUUAGUAUACCAAAACGUGUCAGCGCAAAGGAACGACAGUUACUUGAGGAGCUUGCGUCCUUGAAUAGCAGGCCUGUGUCUUGGAAUAAAACUCUUACCAACAUUCAGCAAACCGCUAGAAGUACGGAGAGAGAAAUUGAGUCCUGGUCUGCUAUUGAGAGAACCGAUGAUAUAGAAGAUAAUGGCAUCUGGAAAAGAUUAAAAGACUUCGCUGGGUAAAUUUCUUAU